This is a messenger RNA of Candidula unifasciata, 2380 nucleotides long. The record is from the annotation of a GenBank genome assembly. NCBI's taxonomy places the organism in Eukaryota, Metazoa, Mollusca, Gastropoda, Stylommatophora, Geomitridae.
CUGGAAGCCCCCCCCCCCCCCCCCCCCCCCCCCAAAAAAAAAAAAAAUCCUGAAAACAACAUAUCUUUGUUUCCUGAGUACAGAAGACCACUCCGCCAUGGGAAAUUACGCUCUGCUGGACAUCACUCAAGCUCUGCUGUGGCUCCGUGAAAACAUCGCAAGCUUCGGCGGGGAUCCACAGAAAGUGACCUUAUUUGGGCAUGGCACUGGCGCCGCCAUUGUUAAUCUGUUAAUGCUGUCCCCUUUUAUCUCAGAAAGCCGUGGAAGCUUUUUCCAAAGAGCCAUUAUCCAAAGUGGUUCCGCCCUCAGUUCAUGGGCCGUGGCUUAUGACCCAAAGUGGUGCACAGAAAAACUGGCUACCAACGUCAACUGCUCUCGUCACAUCUCUAACACGCAAGCACUCAUCCACUGUCUCAGGGAACGUAACUAUACAGAACUCAUCAGUUCCGCCCCUGAAGCUCCCAAAUAUUUCUCAUGUUUUGCUCCUUCUAUAGACUGGGCUGUUCUGCCUCAUAAUGUCAAGAGACUGUUGAGGGAGAAGAAUUCUAAAUUUGCUACCGUUCCUGUUAUGUUUGGGAUUACUAAAAACGAAGCAUAUGCCUACUUGAAGCAAGAUGAAAUUAAAAAGGGUAUUUCCGAUUUUCGGAAAACCCAGAUAAUUAGAAGUUAUGUUCAAAAUGUGUUUAGAUAUCAUAGGCAAAAGAUAUAUGAAAUCCUGGAUCAUCAUUAUACAGACUGGACGCAUACUUCUGACCAUAUUUCUAAUCGGGACAAUAUUUUGGAAAUGUUAAGUGAUGGUCAGUAUGUGUCGCCACUGAUGGAGAUGACUAAUCAACACGAGCAGACAGCGGAUACAUAUUUGUACUCUUUUGGGUACUCUACACUGUCAGAGGGUGAGGAUGCGGAGGAAGUUCAAGGAAUCCACGGGGACGAGCUGCCGUAUGUGUUCGGGUCGCCUUUGGUCGACGGCCUGUCUCCGUUUCCCUCGGCAUAUACCAACACCGAGAGGAUGCUGAGUGAGGCGGUGAUGACGUACUGGACCAACUUUGCAAAAACAGGAAACCCCAAUCUUCCUAGAAACCAGACGUCAGUGCAUGGCGAUAAAAUCACAAACAGAUUUGUGGAUUUAAAAUGGCCCAGGUAUCUCAAAGACACACAGGAGUACCUACCUAUAGGCAGAAGACCUACAGUGCGCCAUCACUACAGAGCACAAAAGCUGGCGCUAUGGUUAGAUCUGAUUCCUAAAAUCAACAGGGACGACGGUUCGGACCCGGCGUUUCACCUACUGGACAACUACAACAACGCAUCCACUUUUGAUGACUUUCAACGCCUGAUCUUGGAUAACACCUACUCUUCGUCAUCUUCACUCCGACCUGGAAGGCCAGUUAUCCCUUAUUACCUUGAUAGUACAACGCAGAAUCCUUAUUACGGUGAAGUGACCGAGGAUGAGAAAGGAGAUAAAACAGAUGGUCUGCAAAAGCAUGGCCUUCACAACGGGUUAUUGUUUAACAAUGGAAGUAUUCACUGCCAUUCCGUUGACGACACCAGAUACCAUCAAACGGUGGAGACUCCAAACGCUGCUGGCAAAGGGGAUAUAACUUCAGGUGUGCCGUUAAGCAUCGUUAUAGCCAUUGGCGGUUCACUUCUGCUGAUUAAUAUCCUCAUUUUUGCUGGGUUGUGUUAUCAAAGGGAGCGAAUGCGAAAAAUGCGUGAAGCUAGCAAGCCAUUACCUCCCAGUGAGCUGGAUUUUGAAGAAGCCAGAUUUAGAAAAUUGGACUCCAAUCGAAGUUCUCCUUGUCCGACGGGUAUAGCAAGCACUGGGGGUGAGUGUUUGAGUUUGAUGUCAGGGGCAUCCAGCCACAAACACGCCUCGCCUGUAAAACAACACGUGAACUCACACGUACAUAUGCCUAGUCCUCAGCCUAGCUUGCACAGCAGGAGGGGACAUUCCCAAUCCAGGGCGACAACGCCUAUGGAAAGUGUCUCUUGCAGCUAUAGUCCAGUGCCGACUCACGCAUCCUCUCCUGUUCAUAGGACACACACGGGCGUAUCUCAGAGUGGGGUUACGCUAGGUCACAGAGGGGAGGCUAAUUUCACCAACAAAAUUCGCGCCCCUUCAGACGUUACUCACAAAUCCAGUGACAGUGGUGGAGGAGGAGGUCAUGUGUUAGGGGGUGGGGGUGUGAGCACAUUCGGAAUCGGCCAUCAGGCUGGGGGAAGCCAUGUUGGGACCCCUUCGGGUACUCCUAGCGGAAGUAGUAGUGGUGUCACGGGUAGCGUAAACACCCCUGUCAGCGGUGGUCCGACGGACAGCACUACGGAACCUGUGUACAAAACGAUCAACAAAUCCGGCCAAAAUAAUGCUGUAACCGUUGUUUAG